AUGAAGGUUGUCGUUGCUUGCGACUCGUUCAAGGGCAGCAUUUCUUCAACGGAACUGAACGAGUGUAUAUCCAAGGCCCUCCACACCACAAGUAAAAACUGUUCUGUAUAUACAAUGCCUAUUGGAGAUGGGGGAGAAGGUACAUUAGAGAGUUUAAUGACUUUAUUUAACAGCGAAAUAAUAAAGUGUGAAGCCCAUGACCCUUUAAUGAACAUUAUUACAGCGGAAUACGCUAUAUGUGGCGAUUUUUGUAUUAUAGAAAUGGCAAAAAUAAGUGGACUUGUGUUGGUGCCAGACACACUGAGAAACCCUUUAAAGACGACAACUUAUGGAUUGGGUGAGCUUAUUUCAGACGCUUUAAAAAGAAACAUUCGCAAAUUUGUUAUUGGGAUUGGUGGGAGUGCGACCAAUGAUGGAGGGUGUGGUAUGCUUCGGGCACUUGGGGCCAAAUAUUACGAUGAAAAUGGCAAAGAGUUAAUAGGUGGUGGGGAAAUACUUGCAAAAAUUCGGAGCAUUGACUUAGCACAUUUCAAUAAAGGUCUUAAGGACUCGACAUUUACAAUUGCCUGUGAUGUGAAUAACCCGAUGUGUGGUCCCAAUGGUGCUUCAUUUGUUUAUGGAUUUCAAAAAGGUGCAACAAUGGAGUCUGCAAAAAUCUUGGACAAUGGCAUGCUCAAUUACGGGACGCUUUUGCAGAGAUUGGUUCAGAAGCCGAUUUUAGAGUAUCCUGGUUCUGGUGCUGCUGGUGGUAUUGGUGGAGCUUUUCUUGCUCUUUUCAACUCCGAGUUAAAAAGUGGCAUAGACUUAGUCUUGGAUCUUACCAACUUUGAAGAGAUUAUAAGAGAUGCAAAUUUAGUCAUCACUGGGGAAGGUAAAAUAGAUGAACAAAGUUUUAUGGGGAAAGUGUUGGGUGGUAUUCUCAAACGAACAAAGCUGAAACGUUGUAAAGUAGUAGCGUUAUGUGGGUGUAACGAUCUUCCUUUGAAUUAUCCCGUCGAUUCCAAACUCUCGAUAUUUUCCAUUCAAAAUGGUCCCAUAGAUUUACAUAGUGCGAUGAAGGAAGAGACUGUCAAAGAGAAUGUCCAACGACUUAUUCCAAAUAUCAUGAAGUUACUGAUUUAA
Messenger RNA from Entamoeba invadens IP1, 1122 nucleotides. RefSeq names its product glycerate kinase, putative. The record is from RefSeq and is a predicted model, not a curated record. The coding region runs from base 1 to 1122 and encodes 373 amino acids. The transcript has a single exon. Gene Ontology annotation, molecular function: glycerate kinase activity. NCBI's taxonomy places the organism in Eukaryota, Evosea, Mastigamoebida, Endamoebidae.